Molecule: messenger RNA, 6355 nt
Organism: Cynocephalus volans (Philippine flying lemur)
Lineage: Eukaryota; Metazoa; Chordata; Mammalia; Dermoptera; Cynocephalidae
Gene: RBM28
Product: RNA binding motif protein 28
Exons: 19
Coding region: 95-2341 (748 amino acids)
Cellular component (GO): nucleolus
Molecular function (GO): mRNA binding
Source: RefSeq, a predicted model, not a curated record
CCGGCAGCUUGGCGUGGUCCUUCUGCCGAAGCCAGGCUUUCGGCUCUCGUGUGCCGGUGCCUCGCGCCUCACGCGCCUCGGGUUUGCCGGUCUCAUGGCAGGCCUGACCCUGUUUGUGGGCCGCCUCCCGCCCUCGGCCCGCAGUGAGCAGCUGGAGGAGUUGUUCAGCCAAGUGGGGCCGGUGAAACAGUGCUUCGUGGUGACCGAGAAAGGGAGUAAGGCAUGUCGAGGCUUUGGCUAUGUCACUUUUUCUAUGCUGGAAGAUGCUCAGAGGGCCCUCAAGGAGAUUACCACCUUUGAAGGUUGCAAGAUCAACGUGACUGUUGCCAAGAAAAAACUGAGGAACAAAUCUAAGGAAAAGGGGAAAAAUGAAAAUUCAGAGUCCCCAAAGAAGGAACUGAAGCCUAAAAAAGCCAAAGUGGCAGAUAAAAAAGCCAGAGUAAUUAUUCGGAACCUGAGCUUUAAGUGUUCAGAAGAUGACUUGAGGACAAUAUCUGCUCAAUUUGGUACUGUUCUGGAAGUAAAUAUCCCUAGGAAGCCAGAUGGAAAGAUGCGUGGUUUUGCUUUUGUUCAGUUCAAAAACCUCCUAGAAGCAGGAAAAGCUCUCAAAGGCAUGAACAUGAAAGAAAUAAAAGGGCGGACAGUGGCUGUGGAUUGGGCCGUGGCGAAGGAUAAAUAUAAAGAUACACAAUCACUUUCUGCCCCAGGUGAGAAGAGCCAUGAACUUAACCAUCAGGAAUCAGUUAAAAAGAAUGGCAGGGAGGAAGAGGAUAUGGAAGAAGAGAAAGGUGAUGAUGAUGAUGAUGUUGAUGAAGAUGAGGAGGAUAAAGAAUCAAAUGUGACAAAGUCUGUGCAAAUUCGGAAGAGGGCAGUCAAGAGAGCAACCCCUGCAGAAAGCAGUGAAGAAGAUCAUUCUGAUGAGGACAGUGACCUGGAGGAAAGUGAUGGAAUUGGUGGAGAGGAACUGGCUCAGAGUGAUGCCAGCACUGAAGAGCAAGACGAUGAAGAUGUACAAGUCACAAAGAAAAAGAAGAGGAAAUUACCCUCUGAUGUGAAUGAAGGGAAAACUGUUUUUAUCAGAAACCUGUCCUUUGACUCAGAGGAAGAAGAACUUGGGGAGCUCCUCCAGCAAUUUGGAGAUCUUAAGUAUGUCCGCAUUGUCUUGCAUCCAGACACAGAGCAUUCUAAAGGUUGUGCAUUUGCACAGUUCAUGACUCAAGAAGCAGCUCAGAAAUGCCUUGCAGCUGCUUCUCCAGAGACUGAGGGUGGUGGGCUUAAACUGGAUGGCCGACAGCUCAAGGUUGACUUGGCAGUGACCCGUGAUGAAGCUGCAAAGCUUCAGACAAAGAAGGUGAAGAAGCCAACUGGAACCCGGAACCUCUAUCUGGCCCGAGAAGGCUUGAUUCGUGCUGGGACGAAGGCUGCAGAGGGUGUGAGUGCUGCUGAUAUGGCCAAAAGAGAACGGUUUGAGCUACUGAAGCAUCAAAAACUCAAGGACCAGAAUAUUUUUGUCUCCCGUACCAGACUCUGCCUGCACAAUCUCCCAAAGGCCGUGGAUGACAAACAGCUCAGAAAGCUGCUGUUGAAUGCUAUUAGAGGGGAGAAGGGAGUACGCAUCAAGGAGUGUAGGGUGAUGCGAGACCUUAAAGGAGUUCAUGGGAACAUGAAAGGUCAGUCCCUAGGCUAUGCCUUUGCAGAGUUCCAGGAGCAUGAGCAUGCCCUGGGAGCCCUUCGCCACAUCAACAACAAUCCAGAAAUCUUUGGGCCUCAGAAGAGACCAAUAGUGGAGUUCUCUUUGGAAGAUCGAAGGAAACUUAAAAUGAAGGAACUAAGGAUCCAGCGCAGCCUGCAAAAAAUGAGAUCCAAGCCCGCAACUGUUGAGCCCCGGAAGGAGCAACCAAAGCCUGGAAAAGACCAGCAACAGAAGGCAGCCCAAAACCACACACAGAAACAAAGCAAGGCUCCGCCAGAGCAGAAGGGGAAAGCGGACUCUACCUACUGGGCAGGGUUCCAGACCAAGGCCGAAGUGGAGCAGGUGGAGCUGCCUGAUGGAACGAAGAGAAGAAAGGUCCUGGUGCUGCCUUCACACCGAGGCCCCAAAAUUAGGUUGCGGGACAAAGGUAAAGUGAAGUCUCUCCCUCCACCAAAGCCAAAGUCCCAGGUAAACCAGUGGAAGCAAGAGAAACAGCAGUUAUCUUCCAAGCAGGUACCGAAGAAAAAAGCUAAGGGAAAUAAAACAGAAACCCGCUUCAAUCAGCUGGUUGAACAAUAUAAGCAGAAAUUAUUGGGACCUUCUAAAGGAGCACCUCUUGCAAAGAGGAGCAAGUGGUUUGAUAGUUGAUGAUGCCAGCAGACUGGAUGAGAAGCUGGGUUGUGUAUGUUUUGGUGAAGCUCCCGGACUCCCUCCACCCCCCAUGUCUUUUACUGAGGGAAAGAAAAUCCCCAAGGGCACUGCCGCUCUGCUUGGAGGCUCUCUGGGCUGUGCACAUCUGAACUUUCGUCCCUCCUCCAGUGUGUGGUUAGUACUAUAGUCACAAAGAGAAAUAUCUGAAAAACAUCAUGAUGCUUCUUGAAUAUUAUCCAGAGUAUCGUGUGAAGUUAUGUCUGUGAUUAUUACCCAUUUUUAUUCUUUGUUUCUCAGAUGGAAACAGUUGUAAAAAGUGCUGAAUUUUUAAGAUGUAUAUUUUGUUAGGCAACCUCUGUAAGUGUGGCUUUUUAAUAACAGACUAUCUCCCAUUUCUAAUAUAUGUGAAUACUUUAUUAUUUAUGAACGUUUUUGACAUUCCUAACUAAUUCAGUUGCAUAGUCCUCCAUACUGCAGGAGUUGACUGAGAGCAGAGAAAAAUGCUUUCUAACCUAAUCUCUGAGUUUGGGAAAUGCCUGAUAAGUAAUUGAGGGCUGCAGCCUGGCAGAGAGCAGCACGUGGUGAGUGUGUGCCAAGUGAGGAGGAAUGUUGGCCGUUGACUGGAAAUCAGUUUGGAGGCCCGCAGACACUGGCCUAGCUAGUGAGGAUUGCAUCUCUCUCUUAGAGCACCUCCUCCUGAGGACUUACAGAACUUGUGGACAUGGUGGAGAAAGCAGGGAGCGUGAGGCCCAGGCUGUAGCCUAACUUGCAUCGUGCUGUGAUCUAGAGGCCGUCUCUCUGGAUCUUAGUUUCCUCAUCUGUAGAAUAGGGAAUUUAAAUGUUUCCUUUGAUCCUUCCCAGCUCAGAACUCUUUUUCUAAUUCGUAUCUGUCCAUAUUCAUAUUUUCUAAAUUUUAGAGGUAUCACAAAAGCUGGGAGGGUUGGUUAAUGUUAGAGAAUCAAGGCCCACAAGGAUCCUGAUGGCAUGAAGGAAUGGACUGAGUCUGAUAAGAUGAAAAUCACUUGGGACAAACAUAAAUCCCCAUUCUUGGGUAUAAAACCCAACUGUACAACUUCUGCUGGGAGAGUUUUAGUCAAUUGAAUUCACAUUAUGAAGCACCAGUCUGCCACCGCACGUAAUAGGACUGUUAUUCUGUAUUAGUAGACAUGUGAUGUCUCAACUGAGAGAGCUGCUAGUACUCUGAGCUGGCCAGAUUAUACCUGUAAGAUAAACGUAGUAACCAAGUUGGUAAAGGAAAUCAAAUUGUCAGGUGGGGGGCUGGCCUGUGGUUCACUUGGGGGAGUGUGGUGUUGUAUAAGUACCGCGCGCUAACCGAUUGCGCCACUGGAGCUCCGGGGGAGUGUGGUGUUGAUAACACCAAAGCCACGGGUUCGGAUCCCUAUAUAGGGAUGGCUAGUUAGCUCAGUUGGGAGAGCAUCGUGCUGACAACACCAAGUCAAGGGUUAAGAUCUCUUUACCGGUCAUCUUUAAAAAAAAAAAGUCAGAUGGAAGCAGAAUUGGUCACGAGUUGAUUGUUGUUGAAGCUGGCCAUGGGUCAGUUGAGAUUUGUUAAACUAUUCUCUCUGCAUCUGUGAACAUUUGAAAUGUUCCAUAAUGAAAAGUUAGAAAAGUCACAUGAGUAACUGAAGGAAACUGGUACUGACUUGCCUGAGAAAGGAAUUCUUGGGGUGUAAUAGCUGUUAGUAGAGCCCAGAAGAAUAUAUACAGAGACAGAUGAGUAAAAGUCACAAGGAAUCAGAUUUUGGCUUAAUAUAAGGAAGAAAUUUUUAAUGUAGCUGUCAGAGGGGAUGAGUCAAUCUCUGGAACAGUCCAAGUGUAGAUAUGGUAAGUCUAUUACAUUGUGCAAGGGACUCUGAUAUGAGAGGGUUGGGCUAGAAGAGAGGGUAAGGAUCAGUCAAUGCAUUAAUGUUUGGCCCCAAGAUGAUCUGAAGACAUGCCUCAUGUCUCACCACAGCCCCCUCUGAGAUCCCUUUCCAGAGAAUAUCUGGCUGUCAUCCUCUAUGUAUUAUCCUUCACACACCUGGUCCUCAUUGUCUGCCCCUUGAUAUGGCUUAGCCCCUGCUUAAAACCCUCCAGUGGUUUCUCAUCUCACUUUAAUUGAAGUCUCAACUCCUUCCCAUAACACAUAGUGCCCUAGGCUGUCCAGCCUCAUCCUCUCUCCUACCUCAUCUUUAUCCACUCUCUCCUCUUUGCUCGGUUUUGGCCGUUCAGGCCUUCCUUCCUUCAGUUCUCUUGACUCUUUACCACCUCAGGGCCUUUGUAGCUCUGCCUUCUGCCUGGAAGCUUUUCCCUCAGAUCUUCUGCUUAUCACUCAGAUCCCCACUGGGCCAUCUCCUCUUGGGCUCGUCCCUGUCUAAAGUCGGGCUUGUGUUCCUCUCCCCUCUAUUCUGCCCAAUCACUGAAUUCUGUUAGCCUGUUUAUUUUCUUUCUAGCACUAACCUCUAUCUGGAAUUAUUCAUCUCCCCAGUGACAAUGUAUGCUUUGUGAGAGGGACUUUAUCUCCCUUGUUUGCUCCUGCAGACACAGCACCUAUUAUUGACCCUGGCACAUAGUAGGUAUUGAAUAGAUACAAGGAUAUUUCAAAAAGUUAAUGGAAAAAUGGAAUUAAAAAGAUGAUACAAACCUUCCCAUGAACUUUUUGAAGCCCCUUGUAUUUGUUGAAUAAAAAAAAUAAGGGAGGAAAGGAAGAACAGUACUCAGUGGACAGAGGAAAAAGUUGAGAACAUAGCCCAAAGGUCUAGAUUCCCUAGUCCAAUUCAGUGCUUUCACUGAACCAUUGCUAAGCUAGGAUAUGGCUAUUUCAUUGCAAUACCUUGAGAAAUGAAUGAAGGCUCUAAAAUGCCCUCAAUUGGUUUAGAAAUGAAGGGAGGCCAUGAAAAUAUUUAAACCUUUUGUCUUUUUCGUUACCGGCACUCAGCCAGUGAGUGCACCGGCCAGUCCUACAUAGGAUCCGAACCCGCGGCGGGAGCAUCACUGGGCUCCCAGCGCUGCACUCUCCCAGUGCGCCAUGGGCUCGGCCCUAAACCUUUUGGAGAGAAUGAAAGGACAGGUACUCUAUCUUCAGGGUCACCUUGGGACAGGUGACAUGGGUGUUGCAGUAGCCUGGCAGCACAUCUGUUGUAGGCUAGUCUGUAUAGUAAAGUCUGUAUAGUAAGGAGAAUAGUUAUAUCAUUUUAUUAAGGGUAUCAAAAUAGCCACAGCCUGCCUGUCAGGUGAUCAAUUUUCCCUUGGCCAACUCUAUCUGAUCACCAGACACUUUCUUAAUAUACAAAAAUCUUCAACAUUCAAAAAUAUAUCUUAACAUUUAGGAUAGAUAAAAAUUGGUGUUCAUUCAGAUAGUGUUGCCAGAUUCUCUUAGGUCCAGAUAUUUCUUCUAACAGCUUUAGCAACCCAGUAUGUUAAAAUAUUCAGUUGCUUGGAAAGUUAUUGCACAGUUCUUUAAAAGAGUAAUAUGAGGAUGAGUCAUCUUCUUUCCCAACACCCAGAUUCCACAUAUGGUGGCUUCCUUUGGGACACCUUGCCAUGGGUUAUUUGGUCAGCUCCAUUGACCCCUUGCCUUGGAAAUGUUAACUCAGUGAGGGUUGUGCUCCCUCUCCUUCAAUUUAGAGCCUGAUAUUUCAGGAAGUGGAGUGUUCUUUUUUUUUUUUUUUUUGGGACCGGUAAGGGGAUCGUAACCCUUGGCUUGGUGUCGUCCACACUGUGCUCAGCCAUUGAGCACACCGGCCAUCCCUAUAUAGGAUCAGAAACCGUGGCCUUGGCGCUCCCAGCGCCACACUCUCCCAAGUGAGCAACGGGUUCGGCCCGGAGUGUUCUGAAUUAACAUGAAGGUUGAGGUAUAGACUGCUUGGUUAAAAAACAACAGCAAAUAUUUGUUAACAUCCAAGACUGAAGGCCAGCGGUCAAAACUAUCAAGUUUCAGUAGCACUUUUCUGCUUGAUUACACAGUAGCCUGGUUCAGGGAUAUGACCUUUAAAUAAAGUCUUAAAAUGA